AUGGAUCGAGCGAAAAUUGAAGAGAAUCGUUUAAGAAAAGCAAUCGAAUCAAAACUUCGCUAUUUUCCAGAUUUUCCUCGACAAGGAAUUAAUUUUGUAGACAUUAUGCCGUUAUUUAAUAACCCUUCGCUGCUAAAUGAAUUAUGUGCGGCCAUAGGUGAGCACGCAAAAAAUCUUCCCGUUAAAAUUGAUGCCGUUGCUGGUUUUGAAGCUCGCGGUUUUUUAUUUGGGCCACAAGUUUCAAUUAUUUUAAAUCUUCCAUUUAUCCCAAUACGAAAGAAAGGCAAGUUGCCCGGCGAAGUGAUUCAGGAGUUCUAUGAAAAAGAAUAUGGUCAAGAUGUAAUUGAAAUACAAAAAGAUGCAAUAAAAGAAGGAUGGAAUGUAUUUCUCAUCGAUGAUCUUCUAGCAACUGGUGGAACUCUUCUUGCUGCAGUUCGAUUAUUCGAAAAGUCAAAAGCACGCAUUGUUGAAGCUUUUACAUUAAUCGAACUAAGUUUUCUUAAUGCUCGAAAUAUUAUUCCAAAUCAUAUUCCGAUUUAUUCAUUAAUUUUACUUUCGAAAUAA
Messenger RNA from Dracunculus medinensis (Guinea worm), 564 nucleotides. Lineage: Eukaryota; Metazoa; Nematoda; Chromadorea; Rhabditida; Dracunculidae. The record is from the annotation of a GenBank genome assembly.